Messenger RNA from Aspergillus ochraceoroseus IBT 24754, 2259 nucleotides. RefSeq lists its product as uncharacterized. Bases 1 to 2259 code for a protein of 752 amino acids. The record is from RefSeq and is a predicted model, not a curated record. Gene Ontology annotation, molecular function: DNA-binding transcription factor activity, RNA polymerase II-specific; zinc ion binding; transcription cis-regulatory region binding. Gene Ontology annotation, biological process: regulation of DNA-templated transcription. Gene Ontology annotation, cellular component: nucleus. The transcript has 3 exons. Lineage: Eukaryota; Fungi; Ascomycota; Eurotiomycetes; Eurotiales; Aspergillaceae.
AUGUCGACCGCAUCCACUAACUCGGCUGGUGACACAAAUGUUGUCCAGCAAACCGCCCCCACGCCGCAAUUAAAUAGAUCCUGCGAAUCGUGCCGAAGCUUGAAGGUCCGCUGUCUUCCCGACCCCGCGUCGCCUAACCAGUGUCAACGAUGCACCAAGGCGAAGAGACACUGUGUUUUCGUGGCCCCUCAGCGGCGGCGACCACGCAAGCGAACCGACUCCCGGGUAGCACAACUAGAGAGGGAGAUGAGGCAAAUGCGCUCUUUUCUGAAGGAUCGUCUACAAGUAAAUGAAAGCAGUCAGGAGAGUUCGGAGAGUGAAGGUGAGGAUCCUCGAGAAGUCGAAUCAGAGACAAAUUCAAGAGAUACUGUAUCGUCAAGCAAGGACGGUCCUACAAGCAUAUCAGGAUCCACAAAACAAUCGGAUCUUCCUCCUCGAUUUCCUACGCCAUCUAAUGCAAACACUUUCAACAAUAGCCCUAUUUCAGCCUUGAACUUUAAUCAAAUUUAUCCUGAGGGUUCCCCCGAGUUUCCACCUGAAGAAGAUGUUGUUGAUCGAGGUCUAAUAUCCCUGGAUUGUGCUGAAAAGUUAUUUUCGUUUUUCUUCACUGAGCUCGCCUCUUUUGCUCCAAUGGUUGAUCUGCCGUCAAAUACCCCUGCCUCACAACUACGUCGGUCAAAGCCUGUGCUUUUUCUAUCUAUUAUCGCCGCGGCUGCUUUGAGCGUCAAUGCUGGCCUGGCGACUAUCCUCAACCGUGAAUUAGUAUCCGUCUAUGCCGAACAAUUCUUUAUCAAUGGCAAAAAGUCCCUCGAGCUAGUACAAGCGCUGCUCCUUAUGAUUGUCUUCUACUUUCCCCCACAGUCACCACUGGCGAUACAAUUCUACCAAUAUGCUCAUAUUGCUGGUACCAUGGCCUUGGAAAUUGGCAUAGCCUCGGAGCCUCGUGUGCCCAGAGCUAUCCCCCGCAACCCGAGCAAAAAGCCUGCCUUUGAUGAGCUAAUGGCCGAAGAAGCAAAAUCCAUCUUAUAUUGCUACCAUUUUGCGUCACAGGUUGCCUUGAAAACUCGUCGACCAAACCUGCUCCUCUUCAAUGACUGGAUGAAGAAAUGUGUGGCACACCUUGAAACUUCGCCACGUGCGAUCGACAGACAAGUGGCUACCUGGUUUGAACUACAACAGAUCGUAGACGAAGCAUUGGCGUCCUUUGGCCUUGAUGACACUAGUUCUGGGACUACGCUCACGGAAUCUCGGUUACAGGCUAUUCUCCGAUGGUUCGACAAUCGGAUGCAGUCUUGGAGUAAGAAUCACUCCAACAAUAUGAUCCCAGUACCCGUGAACCUUGAAUACUAUUACACCAAGGUAGCGAUUUACGAACUAGCUAUCGGGGAAGGUUAUCGGGACCCUGAUGCUAUCAAACAAAGCUAUUAUACACUACCGUCGCCUGAUGAUGACAUUCAGCCAUUCCGCAUGCCCUUGAGCGCCGCUCGCAUCGAUAUCACGGUCAAGUGGAUGAAUGCGUGCCAUGAGCUGCUUGACCUUUUUCUUAGCUGCAAUACAGACCUCCUACGCAAGAUCCCCAACCUCAUCUACACCCGCGCGGGCGUCGCAAUCAUGUCGCUUCAAAAGAUAUGGCUCUCAGUCAGGUGUGGGGAUCUGGGGGAAGUCAUCACUCCCCAGACCGUAAAAAUGGAAACAUAUUUGGACGUAUUGACUGAGCGACUACGUGAUGCAAGUGACGGCGGCAUGUACAAGAUCCCUGCUCGGUGGUAUUUUGUCAUAGCUGUCAAGUCGCGUAACUGGUACGAUCGGUUCCAGGAGCGGCUCGCACGACAGGAAGCCGAAGCCAUUGCCCCAGUACAAAGCACUCCACCAGCACCCCCAAGCUCCAUCCAUGUACAAAACCCGCCAGAAUUUCCCCCGAGCCACCCACCGCAGUCAACAAUCCCUCUAGCAAUGGGGACGGACAUUUCCUCUAUGCCUAAUUAUGACGCUAUGAACACCGGGUAUGGCGCACCCCCAGUUAUGGAAUCAAUGUGGCCUCCCCCUCACGGUGGCCACCAACCUUAUCUUGAAAUAAAUCAUUUUCAGGGUUAUCAACAGGCCGUAUUAGCACCUCAAUUUGCAUACGGACCACACCCCAAGAUUCUCCCGAGUCAUAGCCAGCAAGGUGAAUCUAUGCCACCUAAACCAGACAUGGAAGUUGAUGGGUGGACAGCAGGCCACAAUAUAUAUGGAAUGCCAACUCUUCCUGAGGGGUAG